AGGGGGCUUAAGUGGGCUAAGCUUGUUUUUUCAAUACAUAAUUGGCGACCAAAAAGCGGCUCCAUCCGAAUUUACCCAAAAACCUGAGAAACUGAGAGUUUGAGAGGCAGCUGCCCGAAAUGGCUUACGCCAGCAUGUCGGAGGCGCGCAUUCGUCCACGCCAAGUGCUGGUGCUCAUCAUAGUCUUCCUUAUCGUGCUCAAGCUGGUCCACCACAAUGGAAAGCACACCUGCCAGGGCCCAGAGUACCUGCAGGCCAUGUACGCGCAGCAAGAGGCGGGCACAUUGCCCCACAUCUACGCCAUAACGCCGACGUAUGCGCGGCCAGCCCAAAAAGCGGAGUUGACCAGACUGUCGCACCUGUUCAUGCUGCUGCCAAACCUGCACUGGAUCAUUGUGGAGGAUUCUAACAGUACCACGCCGCUGGUGCGCAGUCUGCUGCAGCGGGCGGGGCUUGAGAAGCGCUCCACGCAACUGAACAUCAAGACGCCGCCCGAGUUCAAGCUGCAGGGUAAGGAUCCCAACUGGAUUAAGCCACGCGGAGUAGAGCAGCGCAACAUGGCCUUAGCUUGGCUGCGCACCCACGUGGAUGUAGAUCGACAUGCUAUUGUAUUCUUCAUGGAUGAUGACAACUCCUAUUCCACGGAGCUUUUCGCCGAGAUGACUAAGAUCAAGCCAGGCCACGUCGGCGUCUGGCCCGUUGGGCUGGUGGGAGGUCUCAUGGUGGAACGGCCCAUACUCAACGAGGACAAAACUCAGGUGGUGGGCUUCAACGCUGCAUGGCAACCGAAGCGCCCCUUCCCCAUCGACAUGGCCGCUUUCGCCAUCAGCAUGGAUCUAUUCAUUAAGAACCCGCAGGCCGUCUUCUCUUACGAGGUGCAGCGCGGCUACCAGGAGAGCGAAAUCCUGCGACACCUCACCACGAGACAACAGCUCCAGCCGCUCGCCAACUCCUGUCGGGACGUGCUCGUCUGGCACACGCGCACCGAGAAGACGAAGCUCACCUCUGAGGAUGCCCUUCAGCGCCAGGGAAAGCGCUCUGAUUCUGGCAUGGAGGUCUAGAGAAGAUCUUGCCUCCCCGAUUCGCCUGUACAUACUUGUCACGCAACUGUUCCUCGUCCCAUUACUUAAUGCCUCAACUUAGUGAAUUUACUGAACGUUUUUUUUGCCCAGAAUGUAUUAACAAGAGCUUUUCUUAUCUGUAUACUGGCAAGGUAUUCCCAACUUUGCUAUUGAACAUAACAUUGCAUCAAACUGCAACACAAGCAAAUCUGCGGCUACCUUGCUCGUCUGUAUAAUAUUAUAGUUGUAAAAUGCUCAAAUACAAUUUGUAACAUAUGUAUCUAAGAUUCUGUAACCGUAUUAUAUUCUGUUGUCGAUA
This is a messenger RNA of Drosophila persimilis, 1380 nucleotides long. It is a transcript of the gene GlcAT-I, whose product is annotated as galactosylgalactosylxylosylprotein 3-beta-glucuronosyltransferase I. NCBI's taxonomy places the organism in Eukaryota, Metazoa, Arthropoda, Insecta, Diptera, Drosophilidae. The record is from RefSeq and is a predicted model, not a curated record. The transcript is spliced from 2 exons. Gene Ontology annotation, biological process: carbohydrate metabolic process; chondroitin sulfate proteoglycan biosynthetic process. Gene Ontology annotation, cellular component: Golgi membrane. Gene Ontology annotation, molecular function: galactosylgalactosylxylosylprotein 3-beta-glucuronosyltransferase activity. Bases 120 to 1061 code for a protein of 313 amino acids.